Aplysia californica (California sea hare) is the source of this 1644-nucleotide messenger RNA. Its product is annotated as acetylcholine-binding protein. NCBI's taxonomy places the organism in Eukaryota, Metazoa, Mollusca, Gastropoda, Aplysiida, Aplysiidae. Gene Ontology annotation, molecular function: acetylcholine receptor activity; extracellular ligand-gated monoatomic ion channel activity; acetylcholine binding. Gene Ontology annotation, biological process: monoatomic ion transmembrane transport; nervous system process; synaptic transmission, cholinergic. The record is from RefSeq and is a predicted model, not a curated record. The transcript is spliced from 2 exons. Gene Ontology annotation, cellular component: membrane; neuron projection; synapse. Bases 47 to 790 code for a protein of 247 amino acids.
CUCGCGGUAAGGAGGAGAGGAGAAGGACAGACAUCCAGAGAGUGCCAUGGCUAAGUUAGCCCUCCUGUCUCUUCUCUUCUUAUUGGCAGGCUCUGAGGCCAGCGAUAGCGAGUACAGAGACAAGGUCGAUGAGCUCACUCGCCAGGCCUCGAAAGCCCUCCCUUUCUUUGAGGAUCCUGUGGAGGUUUCUCUGUCGAUGAGUCUCCGCUCUCUCUUUGACGUGGACACCAUCCAGAACAAGGUCUCAUUUGUCGUCUGGAAGAAAGAGUCGUGGGACGACACGGGCUUGGAGUGGGACGACGAGGAAUCGGAAGUAAGCCCGGUCAAUCUGAAGGCCAAAUCAGUCUGGCAGCCGGAUACUGUAUCGUAUAAUUUGGUGCGUAGAGAAGAGAGCCUGGCUCCUAAAGAGGUUGUUGUGUACAGUUCGGGGAAGGUCGAGUUGUCCACCCCGCUCCGACUCACUGUCGAAUGUGAUCUAGGUGGUGUCGAAACCUACUCCGGCGCCACGUGCGAGCUUGUGAUUGGCUCGUGGAAUUAUGACGUCAGGCGUUUGACACUCGCUGACCCUACAGACGAAUCUUUCAGCAUCAAAGAGUUCAGCAAAGCGUCCAAGUACGAGGUAUUGUCGUACAGAGUUAAGAAAUCUGCCAGCUAUUUCCGGUCCAGCAAGAAACCUUUCGACAUAAUCACCUUCUCGUUUGCCUUCAGGCUAAAGUAUGGAGAUUACAGUCGACCCCCCAGCAAACGUGAACAGAAGAGAUCUAUCAGAUCCUUCUUCCAGCACAAAUAAGGACCAUAAAUUAUACACCCCUCACAGACUGACUGCUUAUUUUUGGACGAUUUUUCUUUAGUUCAGUUUCGGUACGAGCUUUAUGGCCUUUGCCACACAAUUAGGUCAUACGUGCCGCAGAUCAGAGCUUUACGUAGGGGAGAACACAAACAGAAUAAGCAGGGAGAAGAGAUAAGGACGGUAGACAUUUGAUAGGAAAGAUGAAGCAAACUACACCAGAGCACCCACCAACCACCAACUGGUGAAUUUGUCUUUCACUAGAGAAAUGAAAUAUACAAACUGUAGUAAAAUGAAUUCAGCAAAUUUUUAAAAAAGUUUUUAAAAUUUUACGUAUUCAAAAUUGAAAAAAAAAAAAGAAAAAAGAAGAACGACUGAUUGUAGAAAUCGAUUGUGUAAUCCUUUUCGUGAUCAGUAUUUUAAAGUCAGUACAAUUUGGGCUUUUCAAGAGAAAAAUAUAAAUCAGUAGUUUCAUUUAGCUCGAACGUUUUAAUAAUAUGUCGAUCGUUUAUAGCAAUUUGAAGAUUGUUUCCGAGAAUUUUCAUUCCUGAACUAUUUGUUCAAAAAUCACUGGCUAUCAUGGGUUCAGUCUGAGUAUUACAAAACAGUUUUCGAUGGUUUUGAAUACAAAUUUGAAAAAAAAACCCAACAAAAACAAAACAUGACAGUAUGGAUUCGCUGUGCAUGCCCUGAGCAAAAGGAGAAGUCCGAUUAUUGACCAUACUGUGAUCUGCACCUUGUCUGGAACAUUUUAGCGACGUUGGGCACCCGAUGAUGAUGUUCUACUUAAACACGAUGUUCAUCAACAAAAGCAGAUUAAAAUCCCCCAAAAGAUCGUUUACAGAUUGGUACUGGUA